Messenger RNA from Pollicipes pollicipes, 1653 nucleotides. RefSeq names its product protein-associating with the carboxyl-terminal domain of ezrin. Bases 127 to 1653 code for a protein of 508 amino acids. Lineage: Eukaryota; Metazoa; Arthropoda; Thecostraca; Pollicipedomorpha; Pollicipedidae. Gene Ontology annotation, molecular function: protein kinase activity; ATP binding. The record is from RefSeq and is a predicted model, not a curated record. The transcript is spliced from 10 exons. Gene Ontology annotation, biological process: protein phosphorylation.
GAGCUCAGCUGCUUGGAUGGCGGUGGAGUAGUGUUGUGCACGGAAAAUCCGUUUCGAUUCCGUGGUACUCGUGGUGCAUCGUGGCGCUCGUAGAGUUGUGCGUGGGUGUGCGGCUUUCAAAGAAUCAUGGGAAAUGACAUUAGUCAAUGCAAGGACUACACAUUAAGCAAGGAGUCGUUUGGCACUGCUUCAGAGUGGGUUUUGUUCGAAGGCAGGAGAUAUGUUUCCAAACCAAUUGGGCAGGCGACUGAAGAAAAGGAGGCUGAUGUUCUGGAUGAUAUUGCUGGCAAUGCCAUCACUGUGUUUGUCGGCAUGCCAGAAGAGAAGAGAGGAAAGAUGAGCUUUCUGCACAACAAUGUGAAGAUGCUGAUGACGCUGCGCCAUCCAGACUUGCUUCGCUUCCUCAGCUGGCGUGAGACCUCGAGCCGUGUGGAGCUGGUCACUGAGCAUGUGCGCCCGCUGGCCGAGCUGGCCGGCCGGCUGACCGAGCUGGACAUCAGUGGUGGCCUGCUGGCCGUACUACGUGCGCUUAACUUCCUGCACCAGCAGGCGGGCAUGUGCCACAACAAUGUGGGCCAAGCGGCCGUGUUCGUGACGUCGGACGGUGCGUGGCGGCUGGGCGGCGGCGAGUUCGCGUGCCGGUUCUCGGACGCCACGGCCGAGCGACUCCAGCAGACGGCCGUGCACCGCUACCAGCCGGCACUGCCGCCCGAGGAGACCGAGCCGCAGCCGGCCGACCGGCAGCAGUGGCGUGAGAGCCGGCCCUGGUGCCGCGACGUGUACGCAUACGGUCUGCUGGUGGACGAGCUGAUUGGAGUGUGCGUGCGGAGCGACUUCCCGGGCGCUCGUCACUUUCAAGCCGAGGCGAAGCGCCGGCUGUUGGCACGCGAUCCGCUGGCUCGUCCCGCCCUCUCCGAACUGGAGGGCCACGACUUCUUCAGCAACGAGUUCAACCAAAUCCACAGGUUCCUCACUGACAUCGUGCUCAAGAGCCAGGAGGAGCGCAAGACGUUCUUCAUUGACCUGGCCAGCCGCCUGCGUGCCUACCCGGAGGAGCUGGUGGCGAGCAGACUGUCGGCGCUCUGUCUGGGGCGACUGGUGCUACUGGACGGAGACGCCUGCCGCCACUUCCUGCCGCGCCUGCUCUCGCCCAGAGUCGAUCAGUUUGGCUCGGCCGAGUGUGUGUUCGGGCCUUCUGUCUUCCGGCGGUUUGUCGUGCCGCAGCUGCUACGGAUCUUCCACGUUCGUGAUGCGCACAUCCGAUUAGUGUUGCUGCAGCACUUCUCAAAAUACGUGGAGGAGAUACCCAAGCACUUACUCGCCGAAGUGAUACUGCCAGAGCUGCUGUUGGGCAUCCGGGACACGCACGACCAGUUGGUGGCAGCCACGCUGCGCGCGCUGGCCGACCUCGUGCCCCUGCUAGGGGCGCACGUUGUAAUCGGCUCACACCGGCACAAACACUUCGGCAACGGCACGCCCAAGGCCACUAAGGGUUCUUCGAGCACUCCCAUGGGGCAGAAGCGGGUGACGCUGGCGCAGCGGCUGGAGGAUGUCUCUGCGUCGGUGCCCAAGCUUGACCUGUCCUUCCGUCCGACGGACGGUGACCUGGCGGACGCCGGUUGGGAAGAGCAGGACUGGGACGAUUUGUUAUAG